This is a messenger RNA of Phragmites australis (common reed), 2258 nucleotides long. Its product is annotated as OBERON-like protein. Gene Ontology annotation, cellular component: nucleus. The transcript has 3 exons. The record is from RefSeq and is a predicted model, not a curated record. Bases 192 to 1961 code for a protein of 589 amino acids. Lineage: Eukaryota; Viridiplantae; Streptophyta; Magnoliopsida; Poales; Poaceae.
UCUCGAUUGGCCUCCCACUCCCAUUCCUCCCGUCCUGAGAAAUCAUUGCUUUUUUAAAAAAAACACAGCGCGGAGGGGAAAUUCGGCUGGGGACCUCGCCGGCCGCGUCGGUCAAGGGCGACGGCCACCGUACUGCGCUCAAUCAGCGCCGCCGAUCUGGUGCGCAGCGCGCAGCUUAGGGUUUGUGAAAGAUGGGGACCUCUUCCGGCGCGAAUUUCCACCAGCAGCCGCCAUCCCAGGGGAUGCUGCCGCCUAGGCACGGUCCGCGUCCCACAGGGCUUCAGACCUCACUCUCGCUGGCCUCGUCGGAGCAGGUCGGCUCGCUGGACACGCAAGAGCCCGGCUCCAACUCUGACCCUGGGCAUGACUCCGCCACUGAGAGCGCCAGUUCCAGGGAUACGUGGCCUGUGGAGCCAAAUCAGAGCAAUGGUGGUGCUGCUGCUGGUGCUGUGAAUAAGGCGGACAAGGAGAAGGAGGUGUCAAAUGGUGUCUCCAAGUUGCAAGUUGUCUGCGGAGCCUCCCGUGUUGGCGGGAGGUUGCUGCGGGAGGUUGCUCGGGAGAGGGUUGACUUGGUCGCCGAGAAAAUGAAGGUUUUGCCAGAGGAGCACCUGGAGGGGAUCAAGAAUGAGCUCAGGUCUAUUCUGGAGGGCUCUGGGGGUUCUCACCACAUUGAAGAGUUCAUGUAUCUGCAGAAGCUUGUCCAGGACAGGGCUGAUUUGACACCAUCCAUGCUUUCAAUGGCUCACCACGUGCAGCUGGAGAUCCUUGUUGCAAUUAAGACUGGAAUACAGGCCUUUUUACACCCAAGCGUUACCAUUCCCCAGAGUCGGCUAGUGGAGGUCUUCUUGUACAAGAGGUGCCGGAACAUUGCUUGCCAGAGUGCUCUCCCUGCUGAGGAGUGCAGAUGCAAUGUAUGUGCUAACAGGAAUGGCUUUUGCAACCUCUGCAUGUGUGUCAUUUGCAACAAGUUUGAUUUUGAGGUCAAUACAUGCCGCUGGAUUGGGUGUGAUUUCUGCUCUCAUUGGACGCAUACGGAUUGUGCAAUUCACAAUGGCCAGAUUGGAAUGGGGCAAUCAGUGAAGAGCAGCACUGGCCAUGCUGAGAUGCUUUUUAGGUGCCGAGCUUGCCAAAGGACCUCAGAGUUGCUGGGUUGGGUUAAGGAUGUCUUCCAACAAUGCGCUCCUGGUUGGGAUAGGGAUGCUUUGUUACGGGAGCUUGAAUUUGUUUGUAAGAUAUUCCGUUUAAGUGAGGACCCAAAAGGGAGGGUGUUGUUCAGGAAAUGUGCAGAACUGAUUGAAAGGUUGAGGAACACUCCUGCUGAUUCCAUCAAUCCUAGGAUGAUACUACAGGCGCUCCAAGAGCUUGAGAUGGAUUCUCCAAAGAACUCUGAAAAUGAUGAUUCAGGACGCCUGAUCACUCCCCAGGAGGCCUGUAAUCGCAUUGCAGAGGUAGUCCAAGAAGCUGUAAGAAAGAUGGAGCUUGUUGCCGAAGAGAAAAUGCGACUCUACAAGAAGGAUCGUCUUGCUGUGGAGGCCUGUGACCGGGAGUUGGAGGAGAAGGUCAGGGAAGCGCAGGAGCUCAAGGCUGAGCAGCUGCGCAAGAAGCAGCAGGUAGAGGAGCUUGAGAGCAUCGUCCGGCUGAAGCAGGCCGAGGCUGAGAUGUUCCAGCUCAAGGCGAGCGAGGCCCGCCAGGAGGCCGAGAGGCUCCAGAGCAUCGCCCUUGCCAAGUCCGAGAGAGCUGAGCAGGACUACGCCAGCAUGUACCUCAAGCGGCGCCUGGAGGAAGCGGAGGCAGAGAAGCAGUUCCUCUUCGAGAAGAUAAAGCUCCAGGAGAACCGUAUGCCCUCGCUGGCGAGCAGCAGCAGGGCUGGUGUCGAUCCCGCGCAGACGCUGAUGCUGUCCAAGAUCCAGGACCUCCUCAAGAACGUCCGCAGCAUGCCGACUAAGUCGGAGGGGCACUAGUUGCUGCUCAGGUUGGUAACUAUAUGUAUUAUGUUGUGCUGAUGCAUGCUGAUCUCUUCAGUCUUCAGUGUAAAGUAGUAUUAGCAUAAUGGGCGGUGCCCUGAGAAAAUCAUAUCCUUUCAGUUGUUGUAACGUUACUGGGUCUCUUGGUGCUAAUGGUGUGCCGUUAUUGCAUUCGCUCCUGUUAAAAUUUAAUUCAGUAGAUAAGAAACACCUGAAGCAAAUAGUGAUGUAUCUAUACGUUGCCCUUGACCAAAAAAUGGCAUGUAAUUUAUGGUCUUGGCUGACGCUGGUAAA